AUGACAGGCUGCCGCUUCUGGCCUUGCUCUCCUGCUGAUCCCCGCGCGCCUCCCCUGACGAUCUCCACUGACUGUCCUCCCUUCCCGCCCGCUUCCAUCGCCGAGCUGGAGAGUGGUGACUCCUCUCCCAUUCCCUUGCGCCGGUCUCAUACGGUUGACGCCUCGUCGCGGGUGGUGACCACUCCUCCUUUCCCCUUCUCUGCUGCCAAAGGCUUGGCGGUGAGUGUCCCGCCACGUCCUGCCUUCCUUCCCCCAAGUGACGUCGGUUGGUCGACCGCGAAUCGCCACUGGGCCUUAUUUCCCACUUCCGUUGUUGGCGCGGCGAGCGUGAUCCUCCCCUCCGUCGCCCUUCCUGCAGCCACGGCGGCUCCGGCGAGUGGUAUUCCCUGCCCCGCUCUCCCCCAAGUGCCCGCUGUCGAGCCACCGAGCGCCCCUCGCUCUCCUGUCCACCUCCACGCAUCUCUCCCCAGCCAUCGUACCGCUCUAUUCUCGGCAGUGGUUCCCUCGGUGUUCACGAGCCUCCGUCCCGCUGCCCCGCCCGCCGUCGCUGGCUUACUGGCGUGCGUGCCUGCUGAGCUUCUCCUCCCCCUCGCGAUCCUCGCGGCUGCACCGAGCGCGCCUCUUGCUCUUGAUUGCGGCCUUCCUGCUGCAGCGCGUCACGUGAGUGCUGCCUCCCUAAGAGGUUGGGACCUGCAGCACGUGCCUCUUCCGUCCGCGCCUCCUCCUCUUCUUCUUCUGCUGCCGCAGCGGAGUCGGCGGUUCCCGUGGCUGCCGCGAGCUCCUCUUCCUCGUCUCCGCUCGGGACGUGAGGGUCCGCACUUCUCUGCUGAGGCCAGAGCUUUCUCCUCGGUUCCGUGA
Messenger RNA from Closterium sp. Naga37s-1, 858 nucleotides. Lineage: Eukaryota; Viridiplantae; Streptophyta; Zygnematophyceae; Desmidiales; Closteriaceae. The record is from the annotation of a GenBank genome assembly.